This is a messenger RNA of Pungitius pungitius (ninespine stickleback), 1637 nucleotides long. RefSeq names its product cannabinoid receptor interacting protein 1b (gene cnrip1b). Bases 95 to 583 code for a protein of 162 amino acids. Gene Ontology annotation, biological process: negative regulation of signaling receptor activity. NCBI's taxonomy places the organism in Eukaryota, Metazoa, Chordata, Actinopteri, Perciformes, Gasterosteidae. Gene Ontology annotation, molecular function: type 1 cannabinoid receptor binding. The record is from RefSeq and is a predicted model, not a curated record. The transcript has 3 exons. Gene Ontology annotation, cellular component: plasma membrane.
AUUAGCUCGUGCUGCAGAUGAACGGGAUUUCUCCCGCACGUGCAUCAGUCCUGUCAGACCCAUCACUCUCUCACGCGCCCCUCUGCGUCGGAUCAUGGCCGCCAUCCCCCCGCUCGUGAGGGUCGGCAUCUCUUUGAAGAUGCUUCCCAACGACGCGGCGGUGCACUUCAAAGCGGACGGCGCGCGCUUCGGCCAGACGCGAACCAUCAAGCUGCUCACGGGCUCCAAGUACCGGGUCGAGGUGGUCGUGAAACCCGGAGCCGUCGAGGCCACGUCGAUGAGCGUGGGGGGGGUGACUUUCCCCUUGGAGCAGCAGUCCAAAGACCCCCAGGCGGUGGUCUACAGGGGCCAGUACGACACGGAGGGGGUCGCCCACACCAAGAGCGGAGAGCGCCAGCCGGUUCAGAUCAACAUCCAGUUCGCGGAGGCGGGGCUCUUUGAGGCGGUGUGGCAGGUGAAGUACUACAACUACAACAAGAGGGACCACUGCCAGUGGGGCAACAGCUUCAACAGCAUCGAGUACGAGUGCAAACCCAACGACACGCGCACGCUCAUGUGGGUCAACAAGGAGAUGUUCGUGUGACCGCUCUGGUCGUCAUGGUAACGUGGCUACGAGGAGGCAGAUCCAUCGCUAACCCACGUCAGAUAUUCUGUUUGAAAAAGUAAAGGAAGGAAAGAUGAGAAGCCGAACUGGGUCCUCGGGCGCCGCGUUAGAGAACCUCAGAGGUUUGUUUAUGGUGCUCAAACUAAAGCGUUUAUGAAGAUUCCUCAGGUGAUGAUCAACAUUAACAUUAUUUUUAACUAUGCACAUGAGGCAGUAUGUAACGACAACUUUAGGAGAAAUCUACAGAUAAAGGUAGUAAAAUAAAUGGUAUAUGUCCCACUACUCUGAAGGAAGGCGUGAAGAACCGAACUCUAAAAAUGAUUCGCCUUAAAAUGAAAAAUGUGGAAUUUGUCAUCAACCUCUGGUUUAAAUGUUGCGUUCAAAGACUCACAGGUUAAAUGUUGUUUUUAGCUGGCGUCAUGUGAUGAUCAACGUGGUGUGUAGAGUCGUGUGUGUGUGUGUGUGUGUGUGUGUGUGCUAACGGUGUGUUUAUGUGCACUGAAGCUACGUGUGAAGAAACUCAUUCCAUGUUAACAACGUGCACCAUAUUUGCAGCAACGCGGCCAAAAAACGACACACAAUCUUCACAAGAAUACGGGAAUUUUCUGUCACAACUGCAGUAACUAAUGAAACGCUGCAAGUGAACAACAUCAGUAGCUCGUUGUGUGUCUGAAGCUCCGUAGAAUACCGUUUAAAUGCUGUACUUUUAUAUUGUAGGGGUUUUGUGGUGAAGUCGGGCUCCUUGUUUUCUCCCUCUACCUCUUCCUCUAAGGACAGCCAUGAAUAGGAAUCGUGUUAAAAUAAGACAUUUGGAAUAUUCUUCAAAUCGUUUUUGGUAACCUUUACAGUGUUUUGUACAGUGGACAACUUGAAAUGUUUUCAUAUUAACGUGCGUAGCAACAAUCUGGCAUAUAAUACAUUGUAUGUGGCAUAUAAUACUCGACAUAGGCAAUAAAAUGUGAUCCUGACCUAUUUUACUGUUUCUAUGUUUAUAAUGUUAUUAAAAGUAAAAAUGGAAAAUAUUUUUGGUGAC